AUGUCCCUCCGCAUCACCCCGAACAUGCUGUCCAAUGCAGAAAAUAACAUGAAGAAUGCAGUUGUUGGGAAGAUGGCGGCCAAGCCAGGACUGCGGCCCCGCACUGCCCUGGGUGAUAUCGGGAACAAAGCUGAUACAAAGAUUCCCCUGAAGAAGGAACAGAAACCGGCUGUGAAAGUCGUAAAGAAAGUGAAGCCGGCAGAGAAGAUUCCGGAGCCAAAGAAAGUGAAGGAGGAAGCCGUCUGUACAAAGCCACAGCCUGUAGAGGCUCCUGGCUCCCCCAGCCCAAUGGAGACGUCGGGCUGCCACCCGGAUGAGCUGUGCCAGGCCUUCUCAGAUGUCCUCAUCCAGGUGAAGGAUGUGGAUGGUGAUGACAAUGGGAACCCAAUGCUGUGCAGUGAAUAUGUGAAGGACAUCUACUGCUAUCUGAGGAGUCUGGAGGAAGCCCAGGCGGUGAGGCCCAACUAUCUCCAAGGCCAGGAGGUGACGGGAAACAUGCGGGCGAUUCUCAUAGACUGGCUGGUCCAAGUGCAGAUGAAGUUCCGCCUUCUGCAGGAAACCAUGUUCAUGACGGUUGGGAUCAUUGAUCGGUUUUUGCAGGAUCAUCCAGUUCCUAAGAACCAGCUCCAGCUGGUGGGGGUGACGGCCAUGUUUCUUGCUGCAAAGUAUGAAGAGAUGUAUCCCCCGGAGAUCGGGGACUUCACCUUUGUGACAGAUCACACCUACACAAAGGCCCAGAUCAGAGAGAUGGAGAUGAAGAUUCUCCGUGCCCUGAAAUUUGCCAUGGGCCGGCCCCUCCCCCUGCACUUCCUCCGUCGGGCCUCCAAGAUUGGCGAGGUAACGGCAGAGCAGCACAGUCUGGCCAAGUAUCUGACAGAACUGGUCAUGGUGGACUAUGAGAUGGUGCAUUAUCCUCCCUCACAGAUCGCAGCUGCUGCAUCCUGCCUGUCCCUGAAGGUCCUCAAUGGUGGGGACUGGACGCCAACGCUGCAACACUACACCAUGUAUUCCGAAGACUCUCUGCGCCCCAUAAUACAGCACAUGGCCAAGAAUGUUCUGAGGGUCAACAAAGGACUCACAAAGCACAUGACUGUGAAGAACAAGUAUGGUAGCAGCAAACAGAUGAAGAUCAGCACCAUUCCUCAGCUGAGGUCAGAGGUCAUUGCCGAGCUGGCGCGGGCUGUGAUGCCAUAA
Staurois parvus is the source of this 1194-nucleotide messenger RNA. The record is from the annotation of a GenBank genome assembly. Lineage: Eukaryota; Metazoa; Chordata; Amphibia; Anura; Ranidae.